AUGAAGAAAUCCCAUCCACCGGCGGAGGGCGUCUUCAAAUGUUCGAAAUGCCAGUUUAGUGUGAAGUUUGAUGAUAAAGGCUCACGUCCGCGUUACCUAAAACCAGAUAUUGUUCUUCUCGAAGAUGGGUACAUAAUGCGCGAUCCUUUUGUCGAUGGCGGAUCUGGCGGAAUUAUCAUUGGCGCUGAUUGUUGCGUGUGUGACGAAAGUGUUUGUGUCUCGCCCGAAUGCUCAUUCUUCUACGCAAAACGAUAUUGUAGGGACUGUGCCACUAAGAACCUAGACCACUUCCCAGAAGAAAUCCACAAGGAACUUCUACGAAAUCUCAAAGAGCAUUGA
Messenger RNA from Echinococcus granulosus, 339 nucleotides. RefSeq lists its product as hypothetical. Bases 1 to 339 code for a protein of 112 amino acids. The record is from RefSeq and is a predicted model, not a curated record. NCBI's taxonomy places the organism in Eukaryota, Metazoa, Platyhelminthes, Cestoda, Cyclophyllidea, Taeniidae. The transcript has 4 exons.